UCCAGCACGCCCGCGACCCUUGUGAGGAGAAGCGGCUCAGUAAAUGGAUGGAUGUUUCAAAUGAGGGUUAAGGGUUUGAAAUGGUCAUGGUUUUAAAGUACGGUUUCGAGGAAGGAUUACCGUCUAAAGUAGGUUUAGAGUCAGGGUUAGGUGUUCAAACAAGUGUUUGGGGUUCAAAGUAGGGUUUCAAGCAACUGAUAGGUAGGUAGUUCGUGAUCCCUUUCAAUAACGUGAAAGUGGGAGGAUGAGGUCCAAAACGAGGCCCAUGUGCCUCAUCUUUACUCGACAUUCCUGUCAGUGCGCAGCUGUACCACCAGACAGGGAGCAAGCGGGCCGGCACAUUUCCGCUCACACCUCGUGGAGGGCGGCAGGGAGCAGUUCGAGAAUGACGCCGUCGCCCGUUCACAGGGGCUCUCUGUCGUCGGGCUUCAGUCUUCGGCCAGCGGCUCUCCGGUGGCCGGUGCUGUAGUAAAAUGCAGCGGGCCACACUAGCAGCGCUGGUCGGCCUAGCUGAGCGCGGCUGCUCGCCCCCGCCGCGCCCGUUUAUGAUCUAGUAUUUUCUUUCUUUUUUUGUUGUUGUUGGGAUUGGGGGGUGAAUUAUUAUCGCGGCGUUAUUGUUUCCAGGUCAAGACUUUACUGAGCGGCUUGUGUGGACUGAAAAUGGCCGGAGAUGGCGGCGCUCUGAAGGAUAUCAAUGAGAUUAAAUCGCAGUUCCGGACCAGAGAGGGCUUCUACAAGCUGCUCACCCUGUCUGAUUCGCAGCAGCGGGGCGGGCUGCCAAGGGGUCCCUCCGCCGGGGCCACGCUGGGCCCGGCGACUGGAACCGGCCCGAUACCUGGCGGAGGGGUCGGGCUGCUCCAGGGGCCUGGUGCCGCCGCCGCAGCCGCUGCCGCAGCCGCCGUUGUCGCCUCAUCGUCGAAUGCCGCAGCCAACUCCUCCCCGGCGGGCUUCCUUCCGCCGGUGCGGGUCUCCAUGGUCAAGCUCCAACCCGAAGACCCGGGCGACGAGUCGGAGCGGGUGUGCUUCAACAUCGGAAGGGAGCUUUAUUUCUACACGUACACUAACAUUAAAAAGGCGGUGGACCUGAGCAAGCCAAUCGACAAGAGGAUUUACAAGGGCACGCAGCCUACGUGUCACGACUUCAACCAGUACUCGGCGUCAGCCGAUAGUGUGGCGCUCAUUGUGGGCUUCUCGGCUGGACAGGUGCAGUACCUGGACCCCAUCAAGAAGGAGACCAGCAAGCUCUUCAAUGAGGAGCGUCUAAUCGACAAAUCCAAGGUGACAUGUCUGAAAUGGCUCCCCAAGUCUGAGAACCUGUUCCUGGCCUCUCACGCCAGCGGCCACUUGUACCUCUACAACGUGGAACACUCGUGCGGCACCGCUGCGCCUCAAUACUCACUUCUGCGCCAGGGUGAGGGCUUCGCCGUGUACGCCUGCAAGACCAAGACACCCCGAAACCCCCUUCUACGGUGGGCCGUGGGCGAGGGCGGCCUCAACGAGUUCUCCUUCUCACCCGACGGGGUCCACGUGGCCUGCGUGGGUCAGGACGGCUGCCUGCGGGUCUUCCACUUUGAUUCGAUGGAGCUCCAGGGUGUGAUGCGGAGUUACUUUGGAGGCCUGCUGUGCGUUUCCUGGAGCCCAGAUGGGAAGUACCUGGCCACAGGCGGCGAGGACGACCUGGUUACCGUGUGGUCCUUCGCCGAGAGCCGGGUGGUGGCCCGCGGGCACGGACACAAGUCCUGGGUCAACGUGGUGGCGUUCGACCCCUUCACCACCUCCCUGGAGGAUGAGGAGCCCAUGGAGCUCAGUGGAAGUGAGGAGGACCUCCACCAGGGUGGGGCACCCAACAAUACCGCCUCGCACUUCGGGCGGGUGCGCACCAGCAGCACCCUGUCACGGCUCUCCCGGCACAGCUCCAAGGGUGGCAGCUCGGCGGCAGUCACCUACCGAUUCGGAUCCGUGGGGCAGGACACCCAAUUCUGUUUGUGGGACCUCACAGACGACGUGCUGUACCCUCGGCUGCCGCUUUCCCGCGCCUUUACCAACACGUUUGGACCCGCGCUGCCCAACUCCGGGGUUGGCGGCGUGGAGGGCCACCACCAUCCGCCCGUUGUGGGCACUUCCAACCCACCCACGCUGCCUCUCCCGCUCCCUCGCUCCCUAUCCCGGUCUAACUCUCUUCCCCACCCAGCAGUCGCAAACACCUCCAAGAGCCAGGGUGCCACAGAGGGUGGCACUGGUGGAACAGUAAGUGGAACUGGUACCGUGGGUGGUGGCCCAGGUAGUACCGCGCCGUUCAGCAUCGGCCGAUUUGCUACACUUUCCCUCCAGGAGCGCAAGUUGGACAAGUCGGGGGUGGGCGGUGGGGUGGAGAAAGAACACAAGCGCUACCACAGCCUGGGUAAUAUCAGCAAGAGUAACGAUAAGAUCAACGUGGCUCCGCGAGGCAGUGGGCGCCUGGAUGCCGCCAAGGUUCUGGGCACCACACUGUGCCCACGCAUGCACGAGGUGCCACUACUGGAGCCGCUGGUGUGCAAAAAGAUCGCCCACGAGAGACUCACCGUGCUUGUCUUCAUGGACGACUGCAUCAUCACAGCGUGCCAAGAGGGGCUCAUCUGCACAUGGGCCAGGCCUGGCAAGGCGAACUUGACAGCACAGAAUGGAAACUCUCCAAGUGGCACGGUGGUAUAGCGAGACCUUCAUCCCUCCUCAUACCAUCCCAAAAUGGAGGGCAACCAUCAAGACCAGGCCACCUCACCGCUGCAGUAUUACCGUCCACUCAUCUCACAGAAGCCACGGCCAGCUGUAUUUUAAUGUAUUUUAUCGUGAGACUGUGUAGUAAUUUAUACUGUAAAUAGUCUAAGUACUCUUAACGGUGAGGAGGCUGUACAGGAAGCAAGUGAACACAUUGUAAAUGGGAACACUGAAUGUCUUUUAGGGAGUUAUGUCAUGAUGUCACCGUCUCUUAAGUUCACGCCGGAUGUGCUUGAGAUGCUUCGACGGGCUCUGAAAGAGGCGUUGUCACACUCUGGUCCAAGUAACAUGACCACUCGCACAAAACAUACACACAGUCGCUGGCGGUGUAGCAUCGCGUGUAUCUCACACUCAUUUGUGUUGCACGAAGGAGCAUUAGGCACUCUUUGGAAAGAGAAAAACGAUGAUACUAUUACUCUAUGAGAAUGAAGACAAGAAAAAAAAACUCAAUGGUUUUACAAGAAUCUUUAUUUCAAGAAAAAAAAAAAGUUGCUAUCUUUUUGGAGAAAGGACAUUUAAAACAUUUUUUAUUUUUCCCAAGAAUAAAAGAUGCAAAUCUUAGUGAAAAGGAUUGCUUUUUUUUUUUUAAUAAAUUGAAAUUCCCCCCCCCACCCAUGUGAAUAAGUCAGUUUUUCGAGAGAAAGGUAAAUUUAAUUCUUAGAGGAAAAACUGUCCUAUUAGAAGUUGCUCUUUUAUAAUUACAUGUUUUUGUUUUCCAGGAAAACCGACGGUUUGAAAAAAGUUAUAUUUUAGUAAGUGAAAAGUUAGUUUUUUGGGGGGUGGGAGGGGGUGUAAUUUUAAGAGGGAAAAAAUACACAAACCUGAGAUGUCCCGAGGGAUUAUUAUUAUUUUUUUAAAUUUUCUCAAAAGGUAAAGGCAAGCGCUAAUUCUAUAAUAGUCAAGGUGUGGUUCUUGAAAAUAUACUGCAUUUUUCAAGAAAAGUCAAAUUUUUCAAGAAAAUAUUUCUUCGCAAUUGUUUGAUGAAUUCUUUGUGGGUGUUUUUUCCCCAAGAAAAGGCAUAUGUUUCAAGUUUCAGUUCAAAGUUGCAGUUUUAUGAUUAGUGGAAUUCUUUGUCAAAAUGGUCUAGUUUUUUCAAGGAAAGUCACUUUUUGGGAAAAAUGAAAUUCUUUGACAAGAAGUCCACUUUUUUGGGCAGAAAAUGGAUAAUGUCUUACACUUUACCAUCCCUCACGAAACCCUUCUUUUUUCUUGUAAUAUUAGAUCUUAAUUUUAAUAGUAUUUUGUUUUUUCCUUUCCAAUGUGGCUCUGAUACUCCUUGGUAGUGUUGCACCUGAAUUUCCUCUUGCAAUAAUUUGCACACACAAAAACAAUUCAUGGCCCCUCUAACUCGCCACGCAGUGGACUUCUCUGAAAACAUACAUGAACAGAUAAAACAUUUGAAUGAAAGUCUCCUGUGAUUUAUGCUUUGCAGCGACAAUAAAAAUGAGCCAAGUA
This is a messenger RNA of Phyllopteryx taeniolatus (common seadragon), 4209 nucleotides long. Its product is annotated as WD repeat-containing protein 20. NCBI's taxonomy places the organism in Eukaryota, Metazoa, Chordata, Actinopteri, Syngnathiformes, Syngnathidae. The record is from RefSeq and is a predicted model, not a curated record. Gene Ontology annotation, molecular function: protein binding. The transcript has 4 exons. The coding region runs from base 661 to 2691 and encodes 676 amino acids.